AUGUAUCAAAGUCAUCAUCAUAGUAACAAUAGUUAUUAUAGCAGUAGCUAUAACAAUAGUCCAUCCUUUGGUGAUAAGAUCAAUGUCUUAUUACAAUUCAACAACAUAUCACAAUCAACAAAGAAUGUAUUAGUUAAAGUAUACAACACAUUAGCAAUGUGUUUAGUUGCAGCAGCAGUUGGUUGUGCAUUCUCAAUGUAUAUCUACCAACCAAAUGUCAUCCUUUUAUUGAUUGCUUCAGUAGCUGCAGCUUACAAGUUUGCCUCUACCCCACGUCACGAUACUCAAUCUAGAUUGACACUUUUAUUUGCCAUCAGCUCUAUUAGUGGUAUUUCUCUUGCACCAUUGGUCAAUUAUGCCAUUGAGGUUGAUCCUUCAAUUUUGAUGACUGCAAUCUUGGCAACAUUGGCUAUUUUCGCUAGUUUCAGUGUCUUUUCAUUAUUGACAGACAAGCGUAUGUUCCUCUACCUUGGAGGUUUACUUUCAACAGCUUGCAUUGGUCUCUUUGUUGUUUCACUUGGACAACUUUUCAUUAGAAGUCAAGCAAUCGAUGGUAUCCUUACCACCACUCUUUUAGUUGUUUUAUCAGCUUUUAUCAUUUAUGAUACACAAUUCAUUGUUUAUCGUAUUGAAAAUGGUGAUCGUGAUUAUAUUCAACACACAUUUACAUUGUUUAUUGACUUGAUUGAUCUCUUUAGAAUUGUUUUGAGAAUUUUAAUCAAAAACUCAAAGAGCAAAAAGAAGAAUGACAAUUAA
Messenger RNA from Cavenderia fasciculata, 756 nucleotides. RefSeq lists its product as uncharacterized. The transcript is spliced from 4 exons. Lineage: Eukaryota; Evosea; Eumycetozoa; Acytosteliales; Cavenderiaceae. Gene Ontology annotation, cellular component: membrane. The record is from RefSeq and is a predicted model, not a curated record. The coding region runs from base 1 to 756 and encodes 251 amino acids.